Messenger RNA from Lingula anatina, 2016 nucleotides. Its product is annotated as arylsulfatase B. Gene Ontology annotation, molecular function: sulfuric ester hydrolase activity. The record is from RefSeq and is a predicted model, not a curated record. Lineage: Eukaryota; Metazoa; Brachiopoda; Lingulata; Lingulida; Lingulidae.
AUAUAAAACACAACAGAAGACAGUGUCUUGGUCACAAAUCAUGGCUCCAGACAGAUGUUGGACUGUGCUCGUGCUUGUUGCGGGUCUUUGCUCGAGUUUUACGUAUGCCAAGCUUCCAAACAUUGUGUUUAUAGUUGCAGAUGAUUUAGGCUUCAACGACGUGGGUUUUAACAACCCCGAUAUUUUGUCUCCCAACAUCGAUAAACUAGCCAGCGAGGGAGUGAUCCUCAAUCAGAGUUACGUCCACCCCUUAUGCACACCAUCUAGAAGUGCCUUUUUGACAGGUCUGUAUCCAUGGAAGACGGGCUUGCAACACCAGGUUAUAUUUCCGCUGCAGCCGGUGUGUGCCCCUUAUAAUGUCACUCUUCUGCCAGAGGUGCUCAAAGAACAAGGCUAUGCAACACAUAUUAUUGGAAAAUGGCACCUCGGCUUUUGCAACUGGAAUUGCACACCAACCUACCGCGGUUUUGACAGUUUCUUCGGCUUUUACAACGGACAGGAAGAUUACUAUGCUCAUACGCUAGGUGUUAACGCGUUGGACUUAUGGGACAACGAAAAGCCUGACCGGUUAGACGGUGGAAUCUACUCAGCGGAGCUGUUCGCCAAGAGAGCCAAGCGCAUUAUCACCAACCACGACAAGAGCAGACCUCUCUUUUUGUACUUGCCUUUCCAGAAUGUGCACGCUCCAGUACAGGUCCCACACCGCUAUUCAAACAUGUAUGCUCAUAUUCAAGAUGAAACCAGAAGAAAUUUUUCUGGUAUGGUAAGUGCUAUGGAUGAAGCAAUUGGAAACAUCACAACUGCACUCAAAGAAGCUGGACUCUAUGACAACACUCUGAUAGCUUUUACGUCUGAUAAUGGAGGUAACCCUAACCAGGGAGGGAACAACUUUCCUCUUCGAGGUUCCAAGGAUACUAUUUGGGAAGGUGGCACCAGAGCGGUCGCAUUCGUCCACGGCCCUAUGCUACAGAAGACAGGAUACAGGCACAACGGAAAAUUCCACGCUGUCGAUUGGUUCCAAACAUUUCUUGCCGUUGCUGGUGCCUCUCCAGCUGCAAACAAAAGCAUGGACAGUAUGAACUUGUGGCCUAUGCUGGAGCUUGGAAAAGAUUCCGCUAGAACAGAGUUCGUCUAUCACUUAGACAAUAAACUCCCUCCACUCCAAGGGCAUGCCGCUAUCAGAGUCGGCGAUUACAAGUACAUCAAAGGAUUCCCUGGGCCGUUCAGUGGCUGGGCCGUACCACCAAAGUUUCAACAGUCCCGAAAGUAUUUGAACUUGGAUGAUGACAGAGACAGCCUUGAUGUCUUCCACAAAUACAUGCGGAAAUCGAAAACGCUACCAGAAUAUUUUGAGCACGCACUGUUUAAUAUAAGGGAUGAUCCUACGGAGCAGAAAAAUUUGGUCCACACCAUGCCCCAAGUUGUGCAAGAUAUGAAGAUGAAGUUGGAACUGGCACAGCAAGAGAUGGUACCCGCGAAUGCCCCACCGGGGGAUAACAAAGGAAAUCCGAACAAUUUUGGGGGAGUUUGGACACCGGGAUGGUGCUGAUAAUGUUGAUAUGCUACUAUGGAAUAAUAUCGGUUUAAAAUGAACUGACACGAGAAAUAUGAACGGAAAGUUUAUAUAAGAUUCCUGUUGUAAUUUUUAAAUUUUAUUAUUUAUUCAUUUAUUCAUUUAUUUUAUUUAUUUUUAUUUUAUUUAUUUUAUUUUUCUGAAAUAUUGUCAAAUACAUUUUCACUCUCUAAUCAUAUCGUAUUUAGUGACCAACACCUAUGUAAAAUGAAUAGAUACAGUAUAUGAAAUAAUGCGCUUUACAUAAAAAAUCAAGUGAAGUACUUUUCUCGAAACGAGGAAAAAAAAGAGAGACAUGAGUACACUGACGGUAAUAUAACGGCCACAUGUUAAGUGUCUGGCAGUUUGAUACAAUCAUGAAGACCAAAACAUUAUGAAUUGAAUGUUGAGUUGUUUAUGCAUUGAUGAGAAUCGAAUACUAAGGACCAUUUUGCUUGCUCAAA